AUGCUGCUGUCUUUGGAAAGUGGAAAGACUACACCACCCGUGAUGGAUCUUGAUGAUGAUCAUCGGUUUGCGUUGGCUAUUAAUAAUGCAGUAAAACAAGGACAGGUGGAAUGGUUGGAUCAUAUUCUGAAUCGAAAACGGCUUGUUUUAGAAAAAUCAUCAUCCUCAUCGAUCAACAAUAAUAACAACACGAGUAACAAUAAUCACUCCUCCAUCCACAAAAAUGUAACAAUGAAUCUCAAGGAACCCAAUUCAGUACACUCCGCGUACGAUGUAUGGAUAGAAAAUAUUUUGAUUGAAAAGAAAACAAGUUAUUUAAAUUUAGGAAAAUGCUCGAUUUUGCAUAUUGCUGUAAGAAGAGCAGAUUUAGCAAUGAUCAAUUAUUUGGUCUAUAAAAAUCCGUACAUAUCGGACUCUACCAUUCGAAAACUUCUCCUGGUGAAGGCCUCUAGAAACGAAGAUAAUAUUCUUCAUGUGGCAUGUCAAACCGGAAAUCAUCAAGUUGUACAGACAGUACUUUCAAUUUUGAGAGACGAUUUUCAUAUUCUGAAAGAUGUGACAAAACCUAAAUCAAGGCCAUCAAGCCCUCAACAACAUAGAUCCUCUCUUGGACAAAGCUCCAAUGACCACAAUAGCUCCAAUAAUUCAACCAGAAAGUCCGUCUCUUCAGAAUAUUUAGCAUACUAUUAUAGCAAGGUUGCAGAUUGGACUGACAAUAUCAAAAAAGUUGUAGUUUCACAGAGUCCAGAAAAAUCCUCCUUUCUCUCGCUAUUUUCAUCCAAAGAUUCUUCCAGCAAAAAUUUGGAUACUAUGAACACAAUCGGAAUUAAUGAUGUGAAUGAUGAGAAAUACAAUGCACUUUUUUGUGCUAUUUUGUCUAAAUCUCCUCUAGAAACCAUUCAAACUCUAGUUGAUAUGGGAUGUGACUUGUACAAUACAACAGCGAUGCAAGAAAAUGUCAUCCACAUAGCAGUGAAGAGUGGUGUCGAGGAAAUUUUGAAGCACAUUCUAUUGCUUGUUGAUGAAAAGAAGCUUAAAACACUUCUUCUUGACGGAGAUAAAAUUGGAAGAACUCCAUUCCAUAUUUGUGCUCAAUCGGGAAAUUUAGAAAUUUGUAAAAUAUUAAUUGAGGAAUAUCGAAGUUUUGAAAUUUUGGAUCUAGUCUUGAAGGCUAAGGAUUCUUUUGGAAGAGUGGCCUAUCAAGUCGCAAUAGAAGAGCUUGGAGAUUAUUCUCAAACUAAGAACAACAGUAUGGCGAAACUAAUUCACCAACACAUGCCUACUGCUCUCUUAUUGGAAGUGGAUGAGAGAAUUAAAUAUUAUGAAAUUGAGAAACAUUCAAUGGAGCAAAUUUCCAAAACAUUGCAAGAUAUGUCAUUAUCAGCCUCACUUGCAACUAUGGAACACGAAAGAAGCAAUUUGGGCGAAUGGGAAGUCAUUUCUCAAGUCAAUACUACGGCUAUCUCAUCAUCCGAACAAUCACCUCCAUCCAAAACUCCUCUCGUAUUUACCGUAAAUGAAAAUAUUGUGAGUGCUCCCCACAAAUUUAAAGAACAAAAUGAGCUGCAUUAUCACAAGAAAAACACAAAAAUCAAGCUCACUUAUCAUGACGAAGAACAGGAAUCCAUUUUUGAUUUUGUGAGGGAACAAGGGUUCCCCAUUGAGAAGCAUGAAACAGUGACGAGCGAUGGCUAUGUUUUGCAAAUGCAUAGAAUUCCUCAUGGUGAUCUCGACUCUUUGAAAUACUUUCCAGAUGAAAUUCUUCUCGAUGAUGAGCUGGAGAGAAGAAAAAAUCAAAAGAGACCUGUUGUUUUCAUACAGCAUGGUGUGUUGAAUUCGAGCUCAGCAUGGCUUAUUGGAGGAAAGAAACACAGUCUUGCGCUCAUGUUGGCCAAUGCUGGAUUUGAUGUUUGGCUUGGAAACAAUCGAGGAGUGCAAUUUAGUCGAAAACACAUUACAUGGAAUAGUUUUACAGACAAGGAAUUUUGGAGGUUUUCGUUUAGUGAAAUGGCCAAGUUUGACUUUCCAGCUCAAAUCAAAUACGUACUCAAGUAUACGAAGAGUGAGAAAAUUUCCUAUAUUGGUCAUUCACAGGGAACCACACAAGCAUUUGUUGCCUUGUCUCUCUUUCCAGAGCUUCAAAAAAAGAUUGAUUUAUUCAUUGCCUUAGCUCCAGUGUGCUCUUUAAAACAUCAAACAAGUAAGCUCCUUUCCAUGGUUACUCGACUCAAUACUGACAUUUUGUUUUCUACACUUGAAGUCAUUGGAAUUGGAGAGAUUGGUGCCACUCAAUUGAGUCGAACAUUUCUUCCAAAACUCACGCAAAGUCUCUUCAACGAAGCUUGGUCAAUUUUGACAGAUUGCAACAUUGAUCAUGAUAUCCUUCCAAUUUUAUCACGCUAUGAACCAUCUCCAACAUCGCUUCAAAAUCUCAUUCAUUGGGGUCAAUUGAUCAAAUCAGAAACAUUCCAAUCAUUUACCUAUCCUGCAAAUAGUAAGAAAGAGGUUCCUAAAGUCGAGCAGUAUGAUCUUAAAAAGAUUACAGAUGUUCCAAUCGCAAUCUUUUAUGGUUCACAAGAUUAUUUGGCAAAUCCAAAAGAUGUCGAAGGUUUUCUCAUGGAUCAAUUACAGUAUUCACUUGUCUAUCACAAGAGAAUCGAAGGUUUCAAACACAAUGACUUUGUGUGGGGUCGAGAGGCUCGAAAUGAGGUGUACAACUUUAUUCUGCAUUUAUUGAUCCAGAAAACAUCUGCAUUCAAAGAUAUGACCCCUCCAAAGACACAUCUCACUGUCGAAGAGCAAGAACAAGUGGAGAAGUGUUUGCAAACAACUCCAAGAUCAGCCAAUGCUGCUUUGUUUUUCCCAUUCUCAGAAAGUAAUGGCACUGGUCAAGGUAGUGAUGACCAAAAAGUUGAUAUUCUCCAAGGGAAUCAAAUUUAUAACCAAGAGAUUUUAGAUGAGAGUGUCCAACAGAACAAAGAGGAAGAAGAAGGAUGCAAAAAAAAACAUUCAAGUGGUGCGAAUUCACAGAGCAUCACAGUCGAACACAGAGAAGCCGUGUAUUACUCCUCCUCCACAAGUGUUAAUAAUAAGGAUGAAAGUACCUUUAAAGAUUAA
Messenger RNA from Naegleria fowleri, 3117 nucleotides. RefSeq lists its product as uncharacterized. The record is from RefSeq and is a predicted model, not a curated record. The transcript is spliced from 2 exons. Gene Ontology annotation, molecular function: protein binding. Gene Ontology annotation, biological process: lipid metabolic process. Bases 1 to 3117 code for a protein of 1038 amino acids. Lineage: Eukaryota; Heterolobosea; Eutetramitea; Acrasida; Naegleriidae.